Molecule: messenger RNA, 501 nt
Organism: Eruca vesicaria subsp. sativa (arugula)
Lineage: Eukaryota; Viridiplantae; Streptophyta; Magnoliopsida; Brassicales; Brassicaceae
Source: the annotation of a GenBank genome assembly
AUGGCGCUGAGAAUGUGGGCUUCCUCUACAGCAAAUGCUCUCAAGCUCUCUUCGUCUGCCUCCAAAUCUCAUCUCCUUCCAGCUUUCUCCAUCUCCAGAUGCUUCUCCUCAGUGUUGGAAGGACUUAAGUAUGCAAAUUCACAUGAGUGGGUGAAACAUGAUGGCUCAGUGGCUACCAUUGGCAUCACUGACCAUGCCCAGGACCAUUUAGGAGAAGUUGUGUUUGUGGAGCUGCCAGAAGAGAAAAGCUCAGUGAGCAAAGAAAAGAACUUCGGAGCUGUGGAGAGUGUCAAGGCCACAAGUGAGAUUCUAUCUCCAAUCUCUGGUGAAGUCAUUGAGGUUAACACAAAGCUCACCGAUUCACCUGGGUUGAUCAACGCAAGCCCUUAUGAAGAUGGUUGGAUGAUAAAGGUGAAACCAAGCAACCCUGCAGAGUUGGAAACCUUGAUGGGUCCAAAGGAAUACACCAAGUUCUGCGAAGAGGAAGACGCUGCUCACUAG